Molecule: messenger RNA, 4909 nt
Organism: Plectropomus leopardus (leopard coralgrouper)
Lineage: Eukaryota; Metazoa; Chordata; Actinopteri; Perciformes; Serranidae
Gene: phldb2a
Product: pleckstrin homology-like domain, family B, member 2a
Biological process (GO): regulation of microtubule cytoskeleton organization
Cellular component (GO): basal cortex
Source: RefSeq, a predicted model, not a curated record
CUUUACUCCGCCGUUUCAUACAGAGGAAGAGAGACUGAGAGGACUUCAGCAACUACAGACACGCUGAGAAACUCCGGCGCAACUAUGUGAUUGGGACAGAAAUCAAAGGGAACAAAGCACGUGGGGCCCAGCUGAAUCCUGCAUCCUCGGACUGAAUCACAGAAAGGAGGUCAGUGUGAUGAACAGCAUGCUUCCUCAGAGGAGCACUGUCGCCACACUGGGCUACGGCUCAGACUGUGUGAAGAUAGAUCACAGCAGCAGUGGCUCAGUGGGUGGGACGAUGCUGAGGGGCUCUCGCUCUAAGGCAGAGCUGCAGGACCUGAUGGAGACACUGCAGCGCAGGAAGAGCGCUCUGGAGGCCAGCUUGAGGGCAGCCGAGUGCAGCCGCAAGUACCUCAGCGUGUCCCCACCUGUUGGAUCCCAGUCCAGCAGGCCGCUGUCAAUCCUCAGCAACACUGAUCGGCCUCCGUCUGCCUCCAGGACUUUUUCCUACAUGACCAGCAGCAGCGUGCCUCCAUCACCUCGCCAAGGUGAACGCCAGCUGAGCUCUAACGGCUUGCUCCGUCAUUCACACUCUCGCCAUCAGUCACAAGACAGUCUGCUCCUCUCUAACGCAGCAGAGGGAAGCUCUCUCCUCUCCUCUUAUGUACCUCGUUCUCCCAGGGUGAAAAGUGGAGCAGCCAGUGUGCCGUCCAGCCCUCGCAUGGGCCGCAGGCUCUACUCUCAGGGCAAAACUGGAGGAGACUCCCGGCAGAGGAAAUACUCCACUGGCUCUCUCAACAGCCUGGGGAUGCACAGCCGCUCUCUGCCGCGGCUUCACAACGCAGCAGACCCCCCCGCUCUGUCGCUACCGUUGCGACACCCGGUGGGUUCCCACAGAGGAGCGGGAUCAGCAGGGCAGCGGCGCAGUCUCUCCUCCCUGGAGCAGCCGCCAGAUGUGACAGUACCAGCCAGCAUGCCCAGCACUCCCAGAAGGGCCAGCCUGGCCUCUUUAAGCUCUCUGGGUGUAGAGAUGGACGAUCUAGGGUUCGGAGAAAGAAGAUUGUCCUUUGGGAAAGGCGGUCUGAGUCCAGGACAAAGGGUGGGCAGCAUCAGUUCUCUGAAUGGUAAAGAGGAGCUGAGAGACUAUCACCAGCACCAAAGAGAUGAACGACUCAGGGAGCAGAAAGUGCAAAGAUUGGAGUGCCAGCGUCUAGAGACCAUCCUAAACCUGUGCACUGAGUUUGGCCAUGUGGAGAGAGAGCCGGCAGGCUCGGCUGUUUCUGACCUGCAGAAGAUCAAUAAAGAGUUGGAGAAGCUGCAGGUGUCAGACGAUGAGUCGGUGUUCUCCGACUCUCCCAGCAGCACUGCUCAGGAGAGCUGCUUCGGUGCCAAAGCCAGAGACUUUCAGCUCGCUGAGGAGCAGCAGGUCAGCCAGCGUCAGCAGAGCAGCUACAGAGAGGCCAGAUCCCACUCACCUGCUAUCAGCCUGAACAGCAGUGCCCCCUCACCCUCCACCCACCACAGAGUCAAAGCCUUGGAGAGCGUGCAGCUGAAACAGGAAGUAACGCACAUAGAAGAAGAGAGGAUUCAAGUUCUGAACAACAUAGAGGAGCUGGAGCAGAAGGUCAAAGACCUGGACAACCAGAUGGAGGAGUCUGUCCGAGAGAUGGAGGUGGAGUGCGCUCUGCUGGAAGGAGAACAGGAGUCGGAGGUGGCCCAGCUGCAGAGGGAAAAGGAGCUUCUGGAACAACUUAAAGAAAAGAUUCAUAGUAUUGAGAAGACGAGCCACACUGAGAAGUCACAGCACGAGGUUGAGGAGCAGACAAAAAGUUUGGAGGAUUUGGAGUUUCAGAAGCUGGAGAGAGAAAUUAAUCAGGAUGAGGAAAAAGAGAGUCAGAGCCAGGAGCUGCUGCGAGAGAUCGCCGAGUGUCAGCGUCUAACAGUCACACGCAAGGAAAGAAUCAUGACCUUGAAGAAGCAGUCCUCACAGAUUACCUUACAGGCUCAGCAAGACAGAGAGAAUUUCCAGAGAGAGAAAAACAAUUUGCUCAUCAUGCUUCAAAAGGAGAGAGAGAAACUGGCGUCUUUGGAGGGAAAGUAUGCAGAGUUAUCUGAAGGGCAGACCUUCACUAACAACCCUGUAGCCAUUAAAGAGCACUUGCACUCUCUUAAGGAAAGGAGAAGAAGUGGUGGUAAAGAAAACUCCUCCCACCCAAGUGACAGCCUACCUCAUAAGAGAAGCCAGCAGCUCCUCACUUCUUACGGCAGAUCGCUGGGACGCACACUUCCUCCCAAGGCCCACUUGCCUCUGUCCCAAAGCUCCAGCUGUGGCAGUGUGAUCCCACAAGGCUUCAGCUUCUCCCCCCGGGACCUGAGCACGCGCCGCCUGCCCAAAACAGGCAACAGCCAUGCACACAUGAAUGAAGACAGACAGAGAAGGAGUGAUUUUUGUAGCAGGAUGGUGUCAGAGCCCAGCGUGUUCCUGGACUCCUUCUCCUACCCAGACAACAGCCAGGCCUCAGAUACAGUCAGCGUGGACAGUUCUGACAGCCUGGAGACCAGCUUCUCCGCCUGCUCCCCAGACAACAUCUCCAGUGCCAGUACGUCUAAUAUGGCGAAGAUCGAGGAGAUGGAGCGUUUACUCCGAGAGGCCCAGGCUGAGAAGCACAGGCUUCUGGAGCAUCGGGAGCGUGAGAUGGAGAUGCGCAGGCAAGCUCUGGAAGAGGAGCGAAGAAGAAGAGAGGAACUGGAGAAACGACUGCAGGAGGAGACGAGCAGGAGACAGAAACUUGUAGAGCGAGAGGUGAAGCUCAGGGAGAAACAAAGAUCACAGUCCCGGCUGUUGACUCGCUACCUCCCUGUAAGGAAAGAUGACUUUGAUCUUCACGGUCAUAUUGAGGCAGCUGGACACAACCCAGAUGCUUGCUUCCAUCUGGCCAUCACUGAUAAAACCUGUCGAGGCUUUCUGGUCAAAAUGGGCGGCAAGAUCAAGACCUGGAAGAAACGCUGGUUUGUCUUUGACCAGAAUCGCAGGACACUCACCUACUAUGCAGACAAACAUGAGACCAAGAUGAAAGGAGUCAUUUACUUCCAAGCCAUAGAGGAGGUGUACUAUGACCAUUUAAAGAACGCACACAAAAGCCCCAACCCGUCGCUGACGUUCAGUUUGAAGACGCACGAUCGCGUGUACUACAUGGUGGCUCCGUCGCCUGAGGCAAUGCGUAUCUGGAUGGAUGUUAUGGUCACAGGUGCCGAAGGACAUAUGCAUUUCAUGGUGUAACUGAUCCCAUCAGAUCAGGGUCCACACCGUAAGGUUUUAUUGGUAAACUCUGUGUCACGUGGGAAUGUUUGUGUUACUCUGCUUGUAUCAGCGUAACAGCAAACACGUCCUGUGCAGCGUAGAGAUCGAUGUUCAUCAGGUCAACAAAAAAACUUGUGUUUACACUUGUAUUAAUUGUAGCCUAUAACUCUUGCUCAGAAGCACACGUUAUAAUUUAAUCAUGUAUAACAGAGCAAAAGAAUUGAUAUACAGGUUUCAUAAUUAAGCUAUUUAGUUAUUUUUUGGUUGUUUAUAUGCCAUGUCACUAAGUCUUGCACAACCUCAGUUACAGUUUCAAACUUUUUCCUUCCUUAAACAAAAUCUUUGUUUAUCUCAUUCUCUCAUUGUUAUGUAUGGCUUUUUUCAUCCAAAACUAGAUCAGGGAAUAUUCUUCACCACCAGAUAUGCAACAACUGCUACUCUUCUAAACUGUGGUACAUACUGAUGCUGCUUAUUUAUAACAUGCAUAUCUGCUAAACAGCUAAACUAGUUCAGGGGUCAGCAAUCUUUACUAUCAAAAGAGCCAUUUUUGGCCAAAAAAAGCUACAAAACAUUUUUUAUACUGCUAUUGUGGUUAAGUAAAAUUUAAAGGAAAAGAUGCCAUGCUGUAGAUGUCUGACACACAUUUUAGUAGACAAAAUGUCAAUGCAUUUCUGUAUUUGGUAUAUAGACUACACAUUUUUACAGUUGGGGAAUGUAAGAAUACAGUAGAAAUUAAAAAAUUUAUUGUUAAAAAAAUAAUUCAUUAAUUCCCAUAUAAUUGUUGUUAGAGCCACAUGGAGCCACUGUCGAAGGGCUAGAGUGCAAUCUGCGGCUCAGCCUUUAGUAAUGUACAGAUCCAAAAUGUUGCAACGGAAGUUUAAGUUAAGUAUGUCGUCCUCUGUUACUUUACCGCCUUCUUCUUCCCUCCUCUACUUCUGGUUGGACAUCUGGCUGUGACAGUGAGUCAUAACGUCUUUGCAAUCCCUUUUAACAUCAUGCAGUCUCUCUUUGUGUUUGCAAGAAUGCACAUUUUUUUAUUUUAACUCAGAUUUAUUGUUUCUUUAUAUUAUCACUAAUAUUCAGAUGUAAGUAGUGUGUGUAUUCACAUUUUAAACUCAAGCAUUUUAUUGCUGCUGCCAGACUACAAGCAUAAGCUGGUCUUGUCUGCUUCUUUAAAGCAGGGCUGAAUGUUGGCCAUUAGUAUUACUUUAUACCACAUACAUGUUUCUUUGCAUCACUUUCAUUCCAAUGAAGAAGAGAUGAUUUCAGGCACUUUUUAGGUUUACUUUUUUUUAUAAUUAGUAGUAAUUGUUGGUUUAUAUUCCACUCAUAAGAGUAGUUAAUCUGCCCAAAUCACAAUGGUACUGUGUCAUGCUGACCACUGAGCAGCUAGUUGCCUCUAUCAGGCCUCAGGCCUGAUGUGUUGAAGCCAUGCUGUGCAGCAGUGAUGCUGUAUGCACUGCGUCACCCGCAUGUUACUCUAAAGCAUUCUGUUUUUUCACCAGCAGAGGUCCUCGGUGCAGAGUUAUUGUGCUGAAAUGACGUAAUGCCAAAUGCCAGCAGGUCCAAUCAUACAUAUUUUUUAAAGGCUUAUAUAUCAAAUAUUUGCAUUUAUAAGCACAUGCA